CGUUUAGCAGUUUGUUUGGCGCCGUAACUGAACAAUGACAGCAAAACUAUUUAUUUCACAAAAUACCCCAACAUGGAACAAAUUCCCAAAACACCCCUAGUUCCCAACUACCACCAAAAGCCACGUCCCUUCCAGACACCAGUCUCAUGCCACCUUAUUUUUUUCAUCUUCGUCGUCCCUUGCGCGAAACAUGAACCCCAAAGAAAUCACAACCAAAGUUCCUCCCCCCCUUUACUUAUAAAAACCUUCCUUGAUCAUCGUCUUUAUCUCCAGGUGCCUACCUGUCUCAAAAAAAAAAAAAUUUGUUAACCAAAAUGGCUCUUACCAACUCCUCUAUUCUCCCUACAAAAUCCCUCCUUCAAUCUCAACCAUCAACGCCUUUCUCUAAGACCAAACCAUUGUCUGUUGUUCGAAUCUCCGCCGUCCAUUCAACUGACUCACCUAAGAACCCCAUCGUCUCCGAUAAGUCCGUCAAACAGCCAGCAAGUAUUCCACUUGCCGCUACGCCCAAAUCUGCUACUGUUGCUGCACCUGUCACUGCUUCACCGCAGAAUGCGGUUCCCGGGAAAUGGACUGUUGAUAGCUGGAAGUCAAAGAAAGUUUUGCAGUUGCCGGAAUAUCCGGAUCAAGUGGAGCUUGAGUCGGUGCUACGGACUCUCGAUGCUUUCCCUCCAAUUGUCUUUGCUGGUGAGGCUCGGAGUCUCGAGGAGAAGCUCGGGGAAGCCGCUACGGGAAACGCUUUCCUGUUGCAAGGCGGAGAUUGUGCUGAGAGUUUCAAGGAGUUUAACGCUAAUAACAUUCGUGAUACUUUCAGGAUCAUUCUUCAGAUGGGUGCCGUUUUGAUGUUCGGUGGUCAGAUGCCCGUUAUCAAGGUGGGAAGGAUGGCAGGGCAGUUUGCGAAGCCAAGGUCGGAGCCUUUCGAGGAAAAGAAUGGAGUGAAGCUACCCAGUUACAGAGGAGAUAAUGUCAACGGGGAUGCUUUUGAUGAGAAGUCUAGGAUUCCUGAUCCUCAAAGAAUGAUUAGAGCUUACACUCAAUCUGCAGCUACUUUGAAUCUGUUGAGAGCUUUUGCUACGGGAGGUUAUGCUGCUAUGCAAAGGGUUACUCAAUGGAAUUUGGAUUUCACCGAACACAACGAGCAGGGAGAUAGGUACCGAGAACUAGCUCAUCGUGUUGAUGAGGCCCUUGGGUUCAUGGCUUCAGCAGGACUUACAGCUGGCCAUCCUAUCAUGACAACAACUGAGUUCUGGACAUCCCAUGAGUGCUUACUCUUGCCAUACGAACAGUCACUCACCAGGCUAGAUUCUACUUCAGGUCGCUAUUAUGAUUGUUCUGCCCAUUUCCUAUGGGUUGGGGAACGUACUAGACAGUUGGAUGGUGCUCACGUCGAGUUUCUGAGAGGAGUUGCUAAUCCUCUUGGAAUUAAGGUGAGUGAUAAGAUGGAUCCAAAUGAGCUAGUUAAGCUGAUCAAAAUUCUGAAUCCUCAGAACAAACCAGGAAGGAUAACAGUGAUCACAAGAAUGGGUGCUGAGAACAUGAGAGUGAAGCUUCCCCAUCUAAUUAGGGCAGUCCGCCGGGCUGGGCAAAUUGUUACUUGGGUUAGUGAUCCUAUGCAUGGAAACACCAUAAAGGCUCCUUGUGGUCUCAAAACUCGUCCCUUCGAUUCCAUAAGGGCUGAAGUGAGAGCUUUCUUUGACGUGCACGAGCAAGAGGGAAGUCAUCCUGGAGGAGUUCAUCUGGAGAUGACUGGCCAGAACGUGACAGAGUGCAUUGGUGGAUCCCGGACUGUUACAUUUGAUGACUUGAGUUCACGCUACCAUACCCACUGUGACCCUCGGCUCAAUGCUUCUCAAUCUCUUGAGCUUGCCUUCAUCAUCGCAGAGCGCCUUAGAAAGAGGAGGAUCAACUCACAGCAACCUCUGGUCACAAGGCUGUAGAGUGGCCCUCAAGGAAUCCAGCCACCAGCCCACCAAUAUAUUUGUUCUUUUUUUUUAUUUAUUUUUUCUCUUAUGUUGUUAGUGGCACCUCAUUAAUGUUUUACUUUUGGGAUUCUUGAACUAAAUUAUGUCGUUUGUAUGUGAAUACUUGGAGAAAAAGUGACGCUUUUGAGAUGAAUAAAAAAUUAAGCUAUGAAUGAAUUCUAAAAUUGCUUGGAAGACUCCAUUU
Durio zibethinus is the source of this 2166-nucleotide messenger RNA. RefSeq names its product phospho-2-dehydro-3-deoxyheptonate aldolase 1, chloroplastic-like. Lineage: Eukaryota; Viridiplantae; Streptophyta; Magnoliopsida; Malvales; Malvaceae. Gene Ontology annotation, molecular function: 3-deoxy-7-phosphoheptulonate synthase activity. The record is from RefSeq and is a predicted model, not a curated record. Gene Ontology annotation, biological process: aromatic amino acid biosynthetic process.